UUUCCCCUCACUGCAGCAUCCCAGCAGCCCUCAGUCAGCGCAAGGGAUGAGCAGAGAGAAAGAGAAAGAGAGAAACACAGAGGAGACGGAGAACAAGGCGUGUCACCGUGCCAACAGAGAGGAGCCCAAAACCCAAAACCUUUACUCUGUCUGUGAAGAAGCGUGCGGAGUCAGACGUGAGCCGUCUCUCGCUCCGGUGGAGGCUGUCUGGACCCAGCUGUGUUUGCAUGCAGAAUGCCUCUAGUUCAGUGUCAGCCGGCAGGCAGAAGAGGGAGCAACAAGACACAGCUUCAUCUGCUGCUCCUCUUCCUCAGUGUGCUACAAACACAUGGAUACAUUAUAAUCCCUCCUGACUACAAAUAUUACAACCUAAAACAAGCUCCAAAGAUCACAGUUCAGCCCGUGUCUCACACCGCUUUCUCUCUGGAUGAUGUCAAUCUGGCCUGUGAAGGCAGUGGAGACCCGGCGCCCAGUUUCCGCUGGGUCAAAGAUGGCAAAGAGUUUAGGAGGGAACUGUUUGAGUCCGGGACCCUGACAGCAGAAGUUAAAGAGGAGCUCCGGUCUUAUCAGGGCUCGUACCGCUGCUACGUGGCCAAUGAGCUGGGAACCGCCGUCUCAGACCUGGCGCAUCUGAUCACAGAGCCCAUCCCAACCUUGGCCAAAGAGAAGAGGCAGAAAACAAGAUCGUUUGAGGAGGGCGAAAGCGCAGUCCUCUACUGUAACCCUCCCAAGAGCUCUGUCACUCCCAAAAUACACUGGAUGGACAUACAGCUGCGCCACAUCCCUCUGAACGAGCGGGUGACCACGAGUCUUGAUGGAAAUCUGUACUUUGCCAACUUAAUAGUCAAUGACAGCAGAGAAGACUACACCUGCAAUGCCCACUACAUCAGCGCCAGCGUCAUCCUCCCUAAAGAGCGCAUCUCCAUCAGUGUCACACCCUCAAAUUCUGUGGUGAAGAACCGGCGGCCCCAGCUGCAGAAGCCAGCGGGAUCCCACAGCUCUUACCUGGUGCUCAGGGGCCAAACGCUGACUCUAGAGUGCAUCCCAAAAGGCCUCCCCACUCCAGAGGUGCAGUGGGAACGGAUGGACAGCCCUCUGUCUCCGGCGCGGGUCCGGAUGCUGAAAUACAAGCGCUGGCUCCAGAUCGAGAGCGUGUCGGAGGCGGAUGAUGGCGAGUACACAUGCACUGCCCAAAACAGCCAGGGCUCCGUUAAACACCACUACUCCGUGACAGUAGAGGCUGCUCCGUACUGGACCAGGCGUCCUGAGGACCACCUGUACGCCCCAGGAGAGACUGUGAGGCUGGACUGUCAAGCUGAGGGGAUUCCCACCCCAAACAUCACCUGGAGCAUCAAUGGCGUUCCCAUCGCAGGAACGGACUCGGACUCGAGACGGCAUGUGAGUUCAGGGACACUGAUCCUGACUGACGUUCAGUACAGCGAUACGGCGGUCUAUCAGUGCGAGGCCACCAAUAAACACGGCAACAUCCUGGUCAACACACGCGUCCAUGUAGUUGAGCUGCCUCCUCAGAUCCUGACGGCAGACGGACUCGUGUACAAGGCCACAGAAGGGCAAACGGCUCUGCUGCAGUGCCACACCUUUGGCUCCCCACAACCCAAAGUCGACUGGGAGAUUUUCAACUCUGGUCCAGCUCUGGCCAAUGCUAAAAUGUCUCAGACGAGCGAUGGAAAUCUUCAGAUCAGUGACGUGAGUGAAGAUGACAGCAACAUGUACACGUGCUCAGUGAGACACAGCAACAGGAGCAUCAGUGCUGAGCUGCAGGUCUUGAACAGAACUAAGAUUGUGGACCCUCCUCAGGAUCUGCGGGUUUUACGUGGAGAUGAUGCUGUUUUGCAGUGCAAAUAUACAGUGGACCACAAGUUAAAACAACCCACGAUUCAGUGGAAGAAGGACAAACACAAGAUCACAUCAUCUGCUAAUGAUGACAAAUACAGUGAAUACACCGAUGGCUCUCUGAAGAUCACUGACGUUCAGAUGGAGGACUCGGGAAUCUACAGCUGUGAGAUCAGCACUAAACUGGACUCGGUCAGCGCCACCGGCUCCAUCACCGUACAGGAUAAGCCUGGUUCUCCUCACUCUCUGGGGUUGUCUGAAAAGAAGGAUCGAAGUGUCACGUUGUCCUGGAUGCCAGGCGCUGAAAACAACAGUCCUGUAUCUGAGUAUGUUAUUGAGAGGAAAGAGGAGCAGAAUCCAGAAAAGGGCCGCUGGGAGGAGUACAGAAGAGUUCCUCAAGACAUCAGACACCUGGAGAUCCACCUGCAGCCAUACAACACAUAUCACUUCCGGGUCAGAGCUGUCAAUGGCAUAGGAAUGAGCGAGCCCAGUCCUCCCUCAGACUCAUACAGCACGCCAGCAGCCAAACCUGACAUGAACCCAGAGAAUGUGACGACGGUGUCUACUGAUUCUAACAGUAUGGUCAUCACAUGGCAGGAACUGGAGCAGCGACAGUUUAAUGGACCAGGUUUUAAGUACAAGAUCUACUGGCGUCAAGCUUCAGGCAGUAGUCCACAUUGGAAGGAAAGUAGCGCCUCAAAUCCUCCGUUCAUCGUGAACGGCACCGGGACCUUCAUCCCCUUUGAGAUUAAAGUUCAGGCAGUCAAUGAGCUUGGUGUAGGACCAGAACCCGAUGCUGAGAUCGGCUACUCGGGGGAAGACUUACCUCUGGAAGCUCCUUCAGAGGUGGCAGUGACCGAGCUGAACAAAACCACUGUCCUGGUAAGAUGGAGUCCAGUCAGCAUGGAAUCUGUCCGCGGACACUUACUUGGCUACAAGAUCCAUCUGAGAAAGAAAGGCCCCAGAACUCACAGCCGAAGAAGCCUGCCGAUGCAAGAACCAGCGGCAGACAGGAACAGAGUGAUUGUGGUUCAUGGAAAUAAGGUGGAGAUGGUCGUGAGCGACUUGCAGUUUUACUCGAACUAUACUCUCACAGUUGCACCUUUCAACAGCAAAGGUGAAGGUCCGCAUUCAAAGGCAUAUCACUUUAGCACUCCAGAGGGCGCUCCUGGACCAGUUUCAUUCUUGACCUUCGAGAGCCCAUCUGAGACAGAGAUGACCCUGCGCUGGGGAGCUCCAAACAAACCCAACGGAGUGCUCACAGGCUACCUGCUACAGUACUAUGAACCUGUGCCUGGAAUUUCGAGCGAACAGCUGAUGGAAUCCAUCAACCUGCCCCUCGAUACUGAGUUCACACUGAAGGGUCUGAAUCCUCAGAUCCAAUACCACUUCAUGCUCAGAGCACUCACCGCUGCUGGUGAUGGGGAGCCUAUAGAAAUAGAGGGCGCCACCUUGUUGGAUGGAGAACCACCAUCUGCAAUCAACAUUGAAGCUGGACAAACAUCGGUUAAUGUCAGCUGGGUGCCAGGAGAAAGACAGCGUAAUUUUGCCUUUAGCUUCCGUUACCUGAAAAAAAGAGAAGGUGGUGAAUGGGAAGAGUCAGAGAAGGUCAACUCCUCGCAGGCGUUCUAUCAGCUGCAGGGUCUGACGCCAGGCGUUCAGUACCACCUGAAGAUCCAUCCUGGAAACAACUCCUGGGAAUUCAAAACAGCUGGACCAGAGCUGCAUGAGUUGCCCAGCAGCUUUGCGACUCAGGGCUGGUUCAUUGGACUCAUCAGCGCCAUGGUUCUGCUGCUGCUGGUGCUGCUCAUUCUGUGCUACAUCAAGAAGAGCAAGGGAGGAAAGUAUUCAGUGAAAGAAAACGAGGAGGAUCAGGUCAAUGGGGCCCACACAAAGAAAGAUGGAGAGUUUGGAGAGUACAAAUCUCUGGAGAGUGAUAAUGAGAAGUGCUCCACCAAUCAGCAGUCUGUCUGCGAGAGCAAGAGCAGCAGCAAUGACAGUCUAGCCGACUACGGAGACAGUGUCGACAUCCAGUUUAACGAGGAUGGCUCCUUCAUCGGCCAGUACAGUGGACGCAGAGAUCCAAACGGUCACGCCACUCACGGCAGCUCGGGCGCCACAUCUCCCAUCAAUCCCAACAUGCCUCCACCCAGCAUCAGCUUUCCCACGUCUGUGACAGGAUUCCUGGGGCCAAACUAACACUCCACCACCACACACACACAUCCUUGACCAUUUGAAUGAGGGGCCCUGAUGGUAUUAGACAGGAUAUUGAUUUCAGGACAGACAGUCGUUACUAUAUGACGCAAGAAACGUCAUCUGCAAACACAGCCGACUUCACUCUCAUUAAUAAUGACACACAUGCAUUCGACAGACACAAAUAACCUGCAGGACAGUUGCUUCUAACAUUCCAUCCAAGCACUGAAAACUGUUUACAAUGCUCACUUCGCUGCUUCAAGUGAUGUUUGGAUUGUAAAUUCUCCCUCACUGAAAGUUUUUCCAUGAAUACAGCUGUUUGAGAGUGUAGGGCAGACUUGGGCCUUGUUCACGUGGCACAUAAAUCCAAUUUGUUUUGAAGAUAGGACCGGUAGGAGUGACGGCCUGCACCAAUUUUAACGGUCAGUAGAACUGAGGUUGAUUCUUUAGAUGAUGUAGUCAGUAUUUCAGUCAGUACAGGCUAAGAUGCAUUUCCAGAAUUUUUUAUUAUUAUUAUUUGUUUUUUUACUGUUCAGACUAAACCAAAACAAUGCGAUUUUGCUGCCUCUCUGAACAAUUCCUUAUGUCGAAUACAUCAGCUGAAAUCACUGCGGUCAAUAGAAGUCAGGUCUUAAAGGCUGAAAAGCGAAAAUCUUUUUCUAUUCAUUAUGGUUUGAAGGCAUUCUUUUCCCAUUCACGAUUACAAAACGUUACAAUUAUUUGAAGUAUUGUUUUUGUAUUAUUCUUUUACUUAUGUUCUUUUUUAAAAUAUAUGAAAUACAUGUACUGUACAGUAUAUACAUCAUUUUUUUCAUAAAGGCGAAUAUAUUUGGUUUAUAUUAUCAUAUUUGUAUUUAUUUAUUAUUAUUAUUAUUAUUAAUAUUUUUGCUUGUAAUGCAUUUAUCUUUAUGAAUUUGUGUUUUAUAAAACAGUAUGUAUGAAAAUUAAUAAUCUGCCAUAUGUGUCUCUCUGUCUUAAUAAUCAAAGUUCAGGGCUUUUAACGGUGUAUCGUUUGUAUCGUUGCGCAAGUGUGUUACCCAAGUAAGUUUUUAAAAUAAUGGUGUUUUUGAUGCAAUUUAUUACGUUAAAUCCGUUUGAUGUACAUACAUCCGCUGCACUAAAGCCAAAUUUUGUGAUCUUUACACUAACAUAUAUUUUUAAAAGAAAAAAGAAAAAAACAGCAACAAAAACUGAUUUCCUGCAGCAAAUAACAGCAUGAGAUGUAGUGCUAGGCUAGUUGAUGUAGUGUGAGGCUGUACCUGUUGUUCUGCUGUAACGCUGAGGCCAAACCCCGGCCGGCAGAGUCGGAGAACUGCUGUGCUCCAGUGUCUGUGUCAUCCGUCUGUCAGCUUGCAAAUAUUAACACUCAAACAUUGCUAAUUAUGUACAGUGAAUUAUUACUAACAAUAACAGUCAUACAGUAUAAUCUUUCACACAUUUGUCUCAUGUCAUCAAUUGUCCUUUCCGGUGCGGGAAUUUGUUGAAUUGAUGUAGUUGGGCUGUUCCUGUCUGAAGGAAAUAGCCUUGAACAAUACGACGAGCCGAUGUUCAGCGAAUAGACACAAACUACAGAACAAACUGAUGGUAUAUAUUCUGAAUGUAAGUCAUAUUUUACAACUUUUAUUAAGUAUGUUUUCACAUUUAACACCUUUAUUAUUAGAUUUAGUGUUAUUAUUACACUUAAUCUGAUCUUUAGUUUAGAAAACAGGUCAGAAGUAAAAUGCAUUGACUCCUGAAUUACUAUAUUGUUGUGAAUUUCAUUAAAUGCAUAUUGGGGGGGGGGAUGCUCUGUGAUAAUGUCUUGAUGGGCCUGCAGUUUAAUGACAUCACCUCACAACCAACCCGUCUGAAGACUGUAGAGUGAGUCAUUUGUGACGUUUUAUAAUGGAAUGGGUAGAAAGAUCUUCAGACAGUAAUUAAAGCUUUGAGUUUUCUCAUAUGUCUUCUCUCGCAUAUGCCAUAGCAUCCUGAAUUGUACUGAUCAAAGUCAUGCUCCGAACGCCUAAAAUCAAAUUAAAUACUUGGAAUAUUUACAACAAAUGUAUGUUAGAGUAUGUAGCCUGUGUAUGCAUUAAAAUCUAUUUUACUACAAAAAGGACUUGAGUUAAACGGGUGGAAUUGCAGUGCAUGGCUUUAUACGAUGAGCUGUGAAAGACCUAAAGCACGUCACCAUCCCUCCUGGCUCUGUGGGAUAUCUCCAUAUUGUAUGUAAGCUUCUUCUUACCUCUGCUUUCUAUUUGUAAAUCAAAACACUAAAAUGAUAAUAAAAAUGUAGUCAGAGUGAUAUUUCAAAGCA
Molecule: messenger RNA, 6343 nt
Organism: Cyprinus carpio (common carp)
Lineage: Eukaryota; Metazoa; Chordata; Actinopteri; Cypriniformes; Cyprinidae
Gene: l1camb
Product: L1 cell adhesion molecule, paralog b
Exons: 29
Coding region: 235-4053 (1272 amino acids)
Biological process (GO): cell-cell adhesion
Molecular function (GO): protein binding
Source: RefSeq, a predicted model, not a curated record